This is a messenger RNA of Ilex paraguariensis (yerba mate), 1414 nucleotides long. NCBI's taxonomy places the organism in Eukaryota, Viridiplantae, Streptophyta, Magnoliopsida, Aquifoliales, Aquifoliaceae. The record is from the annotation of a GenBank genome assembly.
ACAUAUACCCUGAGACCCUCCUCUCCAAGUCCAAUUCAAAUAUUUCUAUCCCCAUUCCUCUAAGCUUUUCAUUCAAUCUACUUGAUACCCAAAAAUGAUUUCAUCAUGGAGAAGACGAAGAGCAGCCCGCCACGCGAGCAAGAAGCAAGAUUUGGAUGAUAAUGGUGGAUCAAUGGAGCUAGUGAUACCCAGCCAUUUCCAGUGUCCGAUAUCUUUAGAAUUGAUGAAAGAUCCGGUGACUUUGUCGACGGGGAUAACAUACGAUCGAGAGAGUAUUGAGAAGUGGAUUGAGGCCGGAAAUCGUACCUGUCCGAUCACCAAACAAUACUUGAGGAGUCUCGAGCCGAUCCCGAAUCAUUCCAUCAGAAAGAUGAUACAAGGUUGGUGUGUGGACAACCAGUCUUAUGGGGUGGAGAGAAUUCCCACUCCUAGAAUCCCCAUAAGCUCGUAUGAAGUUGAGGCAAUUCUCUCAAAAGUCGAGGAAGUGAAAGAUCGAGAGGACGGAGAAGGAUGCCGAGAGUUGGUGGUGAAGAUCAAGGCUUUGAUGAAGGACAGUGAGAGAAACAGGAGGUGUAUUAUCUCCAAUGGGGCAGGUAGUGUUAUAUCGGCUACAUUUGAGGCAUUCUCGAAGGCUUCUUUUGAUAAAAAUGUUGCUGUUUUGGAGGAAAUCCUAUCAAUUCUAGCAAUGAUGUUGCCACUUGAUGAAGAGGCCAAGUCUUAUCUUGGAUCAGAUUCAUCUUUACGUUGCAUGAUAUGGUUUCUGAGGCAUGGAGAUUUGUCAGGCCAAAGGAAUGCAGUUUUGGCUCUAAAAGAGACUAUUUCAUCGGGUCAAGUACACUAUUUAUCGGAAAUUGAAGGCGCCAUGGAAGCACUGGUAAAGCUGAUCAAAGAGCCUAUUUGCCUUACAACCACAAAAGCUUCAUUGUUGACCAUUCACCAUAUGGUUUCAUCAUCUAUUGACACUGAGAGGGUUAUAGCAAGGUUUGUCGAGAUGGGUUUGGUGGCAAUGCUUAUAGAGAUGCUUGUGAACUCUGAAAGAAGCAUAUGCGAAAAGGCGUUAGCCGUUUUGGAUGGAAUUUAUAGCUACCAUGAAGGGAGAGAAAAGGCCUAUGAACAUGCUCUCACUAUGCCAGUUUUGGUGAAGAAGUUAUUGAGAGUUUCCGAUUUGGCAACCGAGUUUUCGGUUUCCACCCUCUGCAAGCUCUGCAAGAAUGAAGAAAGAGAAGACGGCGGUGUUCUUGUUGAAGCCCUGCAAGUUGGUGCUUUUCAGAAGCUCCUGUUGGUCUUGCAGGUUGGUUGUAGUGCGAGAACAAAGGAGAGGGCAAGUGAGUUGUUGAAGCUUUUGAAUAUGCACAGAGAGAGGUUGGAAUGUGUUGAUUCAAUGGAUUUCAAGAACCUUAAAAGGCCUUUCUGA